Molecule: messenger RNA, 1026 nt
Organism: Colletotrichum chrysophilum
Lineage: Eukaryota; Fungi; Ascomycota; Sordariomycetes; Glomerellales; Glomerellaceae
Exons: 2
Coding region: 1-1026 (341 amino acids)
Source: RefSeq, a predicted model, not a curated record
AUGCUGGACAUUGUCGACUUCGACUUUGGCUUUGGACAGCCGAGCCUCUACCCCAACCCAGCGCCAAAUCAGCCUUUGCCGCCGCCAUUCCACGGUGGCAUGGAAGAACUCAUGGCAGGAGAUUCAAUUUCUCACGCGUGGAGUCCCCCGCAAUCUGCAACAUCGGAGUCGGCAUUCACGUCACCUGUGGCUCCACAGCCAGAUCCAGCCAACCACGUCUAUCUUGGUAGUCCUGGCCCCUUCAGGCAAUCAGUCAGGCCUGGUCAACAACUCGACAUCACUCCGGAGAGGCGGCAGAGAAGACGUGGGCCGGGACCGUCUGCGGAAGAGUGGAUGCCCCGGAUCAUCAACGUCAACUCCAGGCUCUUCGAGCUUUCGUCAAGCCUCCCACACCAGGCCGAAGCUUCUGACGAGCCGUCUCGAUACAGCAUGGCAUCCAGUCCCGAAGAGGGCAGUGCAAUGAUGACGCCUUUCCCGGUGGACGAGAUGUUCAAACUUUCGCGCCACUUUGCCGAGAUACUUGCGGAGAUGGGACCGAUCGAAGACGCCUCCCCCGCUAGCGACAUGGAAAGGCACCAGCCGAGUAAGGGACUCGACUCACUUGCGGAUCCGGCGACUUGCCUCUUCAUUCUCUCCACAUAUGUUCGACUCCUCGACAUGUACCAGAAGGUGUUCAGCUGCAUUCACUUUCAACUAGGACAUUUGCAGCCGGCCAGCCUGUUUCAGUCAUGGAAACUCCCUGGUGUCACUGUCGGAUCUUUUGCGGUAGACUCGACGCCUUCACUGCAAAUGUCUCUUACGAUUCAAUUAGCCGAAGAGUUUCUCUUGCAGAUGCGGCGAGCAGCAUCAUCACUGGACCCGACUCUGCGAUCGGCAGAGUCUCCAGCAGGAAGAACGCUUGACGCGACUUCCAUGUUUUCUGGGGUGGUGGAUGUCUCAUUCCAGGCCCUGAAGAGGCAAGAAGAGAGUCUUGGACAGGAACUAAAGGACCUACGUAAGGACAUGGAGUCCUUCCUUGACGGAUGA